AUGGUUGCUAAGUUUCUUUCAAGAUUAGAUGAGUCUUUACUUCUUAUCCUUGAUCAGAUCCUCAACAAUGAGAAUUUACCAUCUUCAUCAAGAGCAAUAGCACGAGUUCAGCUUGUGUCUUUGGCCUCUAACUCUACCUUUACUAUAAUGAGUGAAACAUCUAUCAGGAUAGCUCAUGGUCAUGGUUGUGGGAGGAGAUUCUCUAAUAGAAAAAGGGAAGGCGAUAGGGAUGAGGAUGAGGAUGAGGACUGGGAUGAAGAUGAAAAAAUAUUCACAAUCAGGGAUGAGAUUCAUAUCCUCAACAAUGAGAAUCUACCAUCUUCAUCAAGAGCAAUAGCACGAGUUCAACUUGUGUCUUUGGCCUCUAACUCUACCUCUACUAUAAUGAGUGAAACAUCUGUUAGGAUAGCUCAUGGUCAUGGUUGUGUAAUAGUUGUGGUUGUGGCCAAGCAGGUGGACGUAGAGUGUGAUAAAGGGAUGGGUUUUGAGCCAUUGGAAUGGUACUGUAGACCAGUGGAAAAUGGGAUUUGGGCAAAAGCAGUGGAUAGUGCUUUUGGUGCAUACACAAAUUGUGCGGUUGAUUCUCUCGUCAUUUCCUUUUCUCAUUUGGUUCUUUUCGGCCUUUGCAUUUAUCGAAUCUGGUUUCUCAGAAGAAGUUCUAUAGCUCAAAGGUUUCCUUUGAGUUCGAAUUACAACAAUUAUACGCUGGGAUUGUUGGCUGCUUACUGUACUGCUGAGCCUCUACUAAGAUUGGUGAUGGGAAUUUCUAUCUUUAACUUGGACGAAAAGACUAGUCUUUCUCCUUUUGAGGUGGUUUCUUUGAUCAUUGAGGCUCUUGCCUGGUGCUCUGUGCCCAUAAUGACUGGUUUGGAAACUGAAAUUUAUGUCCGUGAGUUCAGGUGGUACAUGCGGUUCGGAGUCAUUUAUGUUCUGAUAGGGGAUGCUGCAGCGCUAAAUCUUGUCCUUCCAAUGAUGGACAACUACAGUAGGUUUUAUUUGCGAUUCUUCUAUUUAUUUAUAUUCCGAAUUUGCAUUCUCAUCCGGAUUACACCUUGUUGGAAGAUGAAUCACUCGAUAAUGUUGAAUAUGAUGCACUUCUUGAAGGAGAACAUAUAUGUCCUGAGAGGAAUGCCAGUAUACUUUCACGUUCCAGAGAUGUUGGGCUAAAGAAUCGCAGCGGCCUAAACCCUAGCUUCUAAGAGCACUGAAUAGUAGCCUUGGUGGGAGGUUUCACAGAGAGGUGAGAAUUUCAGUACAGUGUUGGACAGAGGCAAUUAUUAAGUCUUGCAGGAGCUUUGCUACGGAGGUCCAAGAUUCUGGUUCUCGAUGAAGCAACAGCUCCUGUUGAUGUCAGAACUGAUGCUCUCAUCUAGAGAACCAUCCGUGAAGAAUUCAGAUCAUGUACAAUGCUGAUUAUUGCUCACAGACUAAACACCAUGAUUGACUCUGACUGCACACUUGUGCUCGAUGCUGGCCAGGUUGUGGAGCAUGAUACGCCAGAGGCACUGUUAUUAAGAGAGGACAGUGCAUUUGCAAGAAUGGUUCAAAGUACUGGGCCUACAAAUGCUCAGUAGUUACCAACUAAGAAGCACGGAAAUGCACUCCAUGAAUCCGAAACGGCCCAAAGCUGGUAUGAAAUUUUUCGGGCCGUUUCGGUAAUUUUAAAUAAAAGGGAAAUGCGUUUCUUUAAUAGAAACAAUUUCCUAUACACAAAAGGAUUCUGAAAGUGUAUCAUAAAAAGAUUCUGAAAGUAAAUAACAAAAACAGUUUCUUAUGCGUUAGAUUAUUUUCUCUUCUUUGUUGUCA
Molecule: messenger RNA, 1806 nt
Organism: Mangifera indica (mango)
Lineage: Eukaryota; Viridiplantae; Streptophyta; Magnoliopsida; Sapindales; Anacardiaceae
Exons: 9
Coding region: 1-1167 (388 amino acids)
Source: RefSeq, a predicted model, not a curated record